This is a messenger RNA of Sphaerodactylus townsendi, 11075 nucleotides long. It is a transcript of the gene PCNX1, whose product is annotated as pecanex 1. Gene Ontology annotation, cellular component: membrane. The coding region runs from base 143 to 7153 and encodes 2336 amino acids. NCBI's taxonomy places the organism in Eukaryota, Metazoa, Chordata, Lepidosauria, Squamata, Sphaerodactylidae. The transcript has 36 exons. The record is from RefSeq and is a predicted model, not a curated record.
GCGGCUCCUGUGGCUGUCGCGAGGCUCGGGCUGUGGAGGCGGCGGGCGGCCGUGCCCGAGCUCGGGCUCGCAGGGCGGUUAGAGCGAGCGAGCGAGGCUGGGAGUAGGUGGCUGCAGAGGACCUGGCUCGGGCCGGGCCGCCAUGGGUUCCCAGGUGGUGCAGAUCCUGCGCCAGGGCGUGUGGGCGGCCCUGAGUGGCGGCUGGUACCAAGACCCUCACCAGGGCGCCGGGGUCAAUGCGCUGCACCUCUACCUGUGGCUCUUCUUGCUCGGCUUCCCCUUCACCCUCUACAUGGCUCUUCCUUCUUCUAUGGUGAUAGUUGCAAUCUACUGCCCAGUGAUAGCAGCUCUCUUCAUAGUUCUGAAGAUGGUAAAUUACCGUUUGCAUCGAGCUCUUGAUGAAGGGGAGAUUGUGGAGAGGAAUGCAAGUGAGCAUAUAGACAGGGGUGCAAAAAUGGAACAAGAUGACUCUUCUGCAAGGAGAAAGGACAGUAACGGGCCUAGUGAUCCUGGUGGAGGGAUUGAGAUGUCAGAAUUUGUUCGAGAAGUCACUCCUCCAGUUGGCUGCAGUUCACGAAAUUCCUUUGCUGGCUUAGACCUAAAUAACCAGAUCGGAUCUGGGUUAUCACGUCAUGGAACUGCAGCCACUAUUAAAGGCGAUACCGACACUGCAAAGACUUCCGAUGACAUCACUCUGAGUCUUGGACAGAGUUCCAGCCUCUGUAAAGAAGGGAGUGAAGAGCAAGAUUUGACAGCUGAUCAAAAGACUUUCCAUUUGGUCUCCAUUGAUUCCUUUGUGUCCAUCCAACCCUCGUUGUCAUCUGGACAGGAGGUGCCAAGGGACAGCAGUGACAAAGUGUGCCUCCCAAAUAAUCAGCUUGCAGAUCAGUCUCUGUCCAAUGCAUGUGACACGGAAAUGGCUUCUCUUGUCCCAUUGCACUCACACUCCUAUAGGAAAGAUCACAGACCGCGAGGAGUGCCAAGAACUUCUAGCUCUGCUGUUGCUUUUCCAGAUGUGUCACUAGGUGACUUUCCCCUUUAUCAACAGAGGAGAGGCCUUGAUCCUGUCAGUGAGCUAGAAGCUUCCAAGCCUCAAUCUGGAUCCAAAGAAUCUUUAGCUGAGAACUCCUGUAUUUCUGGAGUCUUCCAACUGGAUGAUAUUCUCAAAUGUAGCAGCCCGCAGCUGCUGUCCAAAAGCAGCAAGAGCAGAUCCUUAAAAGCAGACAAAAGUGCAGACAGUCUCAGAAGUCUGAGCACUCGAAGCAGUGGCUCAACUGAGAGCUAUUGCAGUGGGACUGAUCGCGACACAAUCAGUACUGUUAGCAGCUACAAAAGUGAGCGGACUAGCUCAACUCACAUAGAGAGUGUGUUGUCAGACCACGAUCAGUCGCCUAAAGAGGAACAGAAAAGCAGCCAGAAAAAGGACUGCUCCAUUGAGUCUGAGGAUGGCAGUUUUGCUACUGACAAAAGGACUAGUAGUGAAGGCACUGCUAUAGAAAUGAGCAUGAGCAGUUGCAUUCAAGAGAAAAGGGGUUCAAAUGCUUCAGAGGAGAUGCACAGUCAGAAGGCUCUUAGUAAUUCUGCUUCAGAAGAAGCAAAUAAGAAUCCUCAUGCAAACGAACUGAUUAUGCUAGCAGACCAAACUCCUGGGAAGCCAGCUGAGAAGAGAGAUGAACAGAAGGAGAAAUCGUCCUUGGUUGAGUCAAGAACUUGUAAGGAGAUGGUUAGCAAGCAAAAGGAGGGGGAUGUCAGACCUAAAUCGUGCAGCUUAAUCCAUCGGACCGCUUCCACUCACAAGUCCAGCAGGAGAAGAACAGGGAAAAAACGGGCUAGCAGUUUUGACACGAGUCGGCACAAAGAAUAUAUCUCUUUCCGAGGCGUCUCUGCCACCAAACCCCACAGUGCAGUUUUUUGCCAGGAUGAGGACUCAAGUGAUCAAAGUGACUUGAGCAGGACCUCAAGCAUGCAGUCAGCCCAUCAGUUCAGCAGUGAUAGCUCUUCCAGCACCACCUCCCAUUCAUGCCAGUCUCCCGAGGGGAAGUACAAUGCCCUUAAGACCAAAUACACUGCAAAAGAAAGGGACACCGACUUGGAAAGCUCUUACAAAAUCCACUUGGGCUCUGAGGGAAAUGGCAAAAAGCAUUCAACCCGACAGACUUCCAGUACAAACAGUGCCAAAAGCCGUACCCGGGUUUUAAGCUUGGACAGCAGUACUGUAGCCUGCCUGAAUGAUCCAAAUCUAAUGAUGCCAGAUACCAUGAAACAGCUAACAACUUCUAAAUCUGAUUUAGAAGCCAAAGAGGGAGAGGUGCUUGAUGAGCUAUCUCUGUUAGGACGGGCUUCCCAGCUAGAAUCAGUCACUCGCUCUCGGAAUAGCUUACCAAGCCAGGCUGUGUUUGCUGAAGGGGAUGAACACGAACAGGGAAUUGUUGCAGCACAAGCCAGUGAGGAGGUGGUCACAGUUCGUCGUGAACGCAGCACAUUUAGGCGUCAGGCAGUACGGCGCCGUCACAAUGCAGGGAGUAACCCUACCCCUCCUACAUUGCUCAUCGGCUCACCCCUCAGCCUUCAAGACGUUCAGCAAGGUCAGCAAUCCACAGCCCAACUCCAGUCCUGCCCCCAUUCCCAGGCAGCAGUGCUCAGUGCUAGCGCCUCCUUGUUGGUGAGAAAUGGGAGUGUCCACUUAGAAGCACCAUAUGACUAUGCAUCUGCUGUAGACGGUAGCAGUUUGCACAAUGAACUUGGUAAGUUCAGUUCUACACUCUACGAGACAGGGGGCUGUGAUAUGUCGCUUGUGAAUUUUGAGCCAGCUGCAAGAAGAACAUCUAAUAUCUGUGACACGGACUCUCAUGUAUCAAGUUCUACCUCAGUUCGUUUUUAUCCACAUGAUUUACUGUCCCUUCCACAGAUCAGGCUGAACAGGUUGCUGACCAUAGAUACAGAUCUCCUGGAGCAUCAAGACAUUGACCUAAGCCCUGACCUGCAUGACCACCUGCAGCCUCCAGAAGAAGCAGCCCAAAAAGUCAAACACUAUUACCGCUUUUGGAUCCUACCAAAGAUCUGGAUUGGCAUCAAUUUUGAUAGGCUAACUCUUUUGGCUUUGUUUGAUAGGAAUCGGGAGAUCUUGGAAAAUGUAUUGGCAGUCAUUCUAGCUAUUCAAGUAGCUUUCUUGGGUUCUCUGCUCCUCAUAGAAGGCUUUUUCAAGGAUAUCUGGGUCUUCCAGUUUUGCCUGGUAAUUGCAAGCUGCCAGUAUUCCUUGCUCAAGAGUGUCCAACCGGAUUCUUCUUCUCCUCGACAUGGUCAUAAUCGGAUCAUAGCCUAUAGCAGGCCUGUUUACUUUUGCAUAUGCUGUGGUCUCAUUUGGUUAUUGGAUUAUGGAAGCAGGAUCACUUUUAUGGCAAAGUUCCGUUUGUAUGGAAUGGCUUUCACUAGUCCAGUUUUGCUGGUUUCAGCAAGGGAUUUGAUUAUAGUGUUUACACUAUGCUUCCCUAUAGUGUUCUUCAUUGGGCUUCUGCCUCAGGUGAACACGUUUGUGAUGUACCUCUGUGAACAAUUAGAUAUUCAUGUCUUUGGUGGCAAUGCCACCACAAGCCUGCUUGCAGCACUUUACAGUUUUGUCUGUAGUAUUGUGGCAGUAGCAUUGUUGUAUGGAUUGUGUUAUGGUGCCCUAAAGGAUUCUUGGGAUGGUCAACAUAUUCCUGUACUGUUUUCAGUAUUCUGUGGUUUGUUAGUGGCAAUAUCCUACCACCUCAGCAGACAAAGCAGUGACCCUUCUGUGCUUUUUUCUUUAGUACAAUCAAAACUUUUUCCUACUUCAGAGGAUAAAAACCCAGAAGAUCCACUGUCUGAAGUUAAAGACCCAUUACCUGAAAAGCUUAGAAAUUCAGUGAGUGAGCGUUUGCAGUCUGAUCUUGUUGUGUGCGUAGUUAUUGGUGUACUUUAUUUUGCAAUCCAUGUCAGCACAGUAUUCACAGUAUUACAGCCCGUCUUGAGAUAUGUUCUGUAUGCAUUGGUGGGCUCAGUAGGCUUUAUAACGCAUUAUGUGCUGCCUCAGCUCCGGAAACAGCUCCCUUGGCACUGUUUUUCUCACCCAUUGCUGAAAACCAAGGAGUACUAUCAAUUUGAAGUCCGCAAUGCUGCACAUGUGAUGUGGUUUGAGAAACUUCAUAUAUGGCUUCUUUUUGUGGAGAAAAAUAUUAUCUACCCUUUAAUAGUCCUCAAUGAACUGAGCAGCAGUGCAAAGGCUAUUGCUAGUCCAAAAAGACUGGAUGCAGAGCUUGGUGCUUUAAUGAUUACCAUAGCUGGUAUGAAGCUGUUGCGCUCUUCUUUCAGCAACCCAACCUACCAAUAUGUGACUGUCCUUUUCACAGUGCUUUUCUUCACAUUUGACUACAAGCAUUUCUCAGAGACUAUGCUGUUAGAUUUGUUCUUCAUGUCCAUUCUCUUCAGUAAGCUUUGGGAGCUUUUUUACAAAUUGAGAUUUGUGUACACUUACAUUGCUCCUUGGCAAAUCACAUGGGGAUCUGCGUUCCAUGCUUUCGCCCAGCCUUUUGCUGUGCCACAUUCCGCAAUGCUGUUUGUCCAAGCAGUUGUGUCUGCUUUUUUCUCUACUCCUCUAAACCCUUUUUUGGGAAGUGCAAUAUUCAUCACUUCUUAUGUCAGACCUGUUAAAUUCUGGGAGAGAGACUACAACACAAAAAGGGUGGACCACUCAAACACCAGACUGGCUUCUCAGCUGGAUAGAAACCCAGGUUCAGAUGACAAUAACUUGAACUCAAUCUUCUAUGAACACUUAACUCGAUCUCUCCAACAUAGCCUGUGUGGAGACCUGCUGUUAGGGCGAUGGGGAAACUACAGUACUGGAGAUUGCUUUAUUCUUGCAUCUGACUACCUCAAUGCACUAGUACACCUUAUAGAAAUAGGCAAUGGCCUGGUCACCUUUCAGCUGAGGGGACUGGAAUUUAGAGGAACUUACUGUCAGCAACGAGAAGUAGAAGCUAUCACUGAGGGUGUAGAGGAAGAUGAAGGGUUUUGUUGCUGUGAACCUGGUCACAUCCCUCACAUAUUAUCAUUCAAUGCUGCCUUUGGCCAGCGUUGGCUAGCCUGGGAGGUUCUGGUCACAAAGUAUGUCUUAGAGGGCUACAGCAUUACAGACAACAGUGCUGCAUCCAUGCUCCAGGUUUUUGAUCUAAGGAAGAUUCUCACCACUUAUUAUGUCAAGGGCAUCAUCUACUAUGUCAUAUCUUCUCCCAAGCUGGAGGAAUGGUUAUCAAAUGAAACAAUGAAGGAAGGACUGCUACAGUGUGCAGACCAAACCUAUGUUGAUGUGGAUCCUACAUUUAAUCCUAAUAUUGAUGAGGAUUAUGACCAUCGUCUGGCAGGGAUCUCCAGAGAAAGUUUUUGUAUCAUUUAUCUCAACUGGAUAGAAUACUGUAGUUCUCAAAGAGAAAAGCCUUUAAAUGCAGAUAAAGAUUCCUCAUUAGUGACCCUUUGCUAUGGACUGUGUGUUCUUGGUCGGAGAGCCUUGGGGACUGCCUCACAUCAUAUGUCUAGUAAUCUGGAAUCCUUCCUGUAUGGGCUCCAUGCUUUGUUUAAAGGAGACUUUCGUAUAUCCUCAAUAAGAGAUGAAUGGAUUUUUGCAGAUAUGGAAUUGCUCAGGAAAGUGGUGGUCCCCGGAAUACGCAUGUCAUUAAAACUACAUCAGGACCAUUUCACUUCUCCAGAUGAAUAUGAUGACCCCGCUGUUCUGUAUGAAGCCAUCACAUCCCAUGAACAAAAUUUGGUUAUUGCUCAUGAGGGGGAUCCUGCUUGGCGGAGUGCCGUUCUUUCCAACUCUCCCUCCUUGCUUGCCCUUCGCCAUGUGAUGGAUGAUGGCACCAAUGAAUAUAAAAUUAUCAUGCUGAACAAGCGCUAUCUCAUCUUCAGAGUUAUUAAAGUCAAUAAGGAAUGUGUACGUGGUCUUUGGGCUGGGCAGCAACAAGAGCUGGUCUUCUUGCGUAAUCGGAACCCAGAAAGAGGGAGUAUCCAAAAUGCAAAGCAAGCUUUGAGGAACAUGAUAAACUCUUCUUGUGAUCAGCCUAUUGGCUAUCCAAUUUAUGUCUCUCCUCUAACUACUACUUACUCGGACACCCAUGAUCAGCUCAGAGAGAUCCUUGGAGGUGCCAUCAGUUUGGGAAACAUCAGGAACUUCAUAGUAUCAACAUGGCAUAGGUUAAGAAAAGGCUGUGGUGCUGGUUGCAACAGUGGGGGGAACAUUGAAGAUUCAGAUGCUGGAGGUGGAGCUUCCUGCAUAAGUAACAGCGCAAUUGCUAAUGACUCUCAAAGCAGUGUUUCUCAAAGUGGGGGAGGAGGAGGAGGAAGCACCAUGACUGCUGUGCAGGGACCUGGAGCCGGACUGCACCCUCCUAUCACAUCUCACCCUGCAACUCUAGGCACCAGCCACAGUGCUCAUUCAGUGCAGUCCAGCCUUGUCAGACAUUCCCCUGCUCGUGCUUCAGUUGCCAGCCAGUCUUCUUACUGCUACAGCAGUCGUCAUUCAUCUCUCCGCACCUCUGCUACUGGCUUUGUGCCUUGUCGACGCUCUUCCACCAGCCAGCUCUCCCUUCGUAACCUUCCAUCGUCCAUCCAGUCACGUCUGUCCAUGGUGAAUCAAAUGGAACCCCUUAGCCAGACGGGUGUUGUCAACAUACCACAUGGCCUGCCCUCAUCUAGCAGCUCCAGCCAAAGCAUCCCUGCCUGCAAACAGCAUGCCCUUGUUGGUCUUCUAGGGACAGAAGGUGUGACUAAUAUUCCGGAUGCACAGCCAGGCACUAACACAAGCCCUGUGAACCAGACGCAAACCAAAAGAGAUGAUGUUAUUUACAGAAUCCAGAUAAUGGAUCCCAGCCAGGUACUGGAGGGAAUCAAUUUGUCCAAAAGAAAGGAACUGCUAUGGCCAGAUGAGACAAUUAGGCUAAAAGCUGGAAGAAACAGUUGGAAAGACUGGAGUCCUCAGGAAGGCAUGGAAGGCCAUGUGAUUCACCGCUGGGUGCCUUGCAGCAGAGAUCCAGGAAGUAGAUCCCACAUAGACAAAACCAUCCUGCUGGUCCAAAUUGAAGACAAAUAUGUUGCUGUGAUCGAAACCGGAGUCCUAGAACUUGGAGCUGAAGUGUGAACUGCUUUGACAGUUAACUUCCAAUCACCCCUUUAAAAAUGUUUAAGAAAUAUUUCGGGGCAUUCAUGAAGAUUUUGCUAAAACUUUAAAUAUUGUUCAAGUGACAGGCGGGCUUAAACCAAGUGGAUGUGUUUCAAUAUCUGGUUCAGAAUAAGUAAGAGAGUCUCUUGGUAUUUUUCAAAAUAGCUGCUGAGAAACAUGUUUUGCAUGAAGGAUAAACAUGCUUGUUUCAUACUUUAUUUUAUGCAUUGCAAUGCUUUAAAAAAACCCAACAUUUUCCUGUUUUAAAACAUCUCAUUUUUCUAAAUGUUUUGCCAAAAAUUGCCAUGUUUUAUCAGAAAAAUAUGUAUUCCAUUCAUAUUUUUCAAACAACUGAAUAGUGUACAAAUUGAAUUAAUGUAAAAAAAAAGAAUGGAGGGAUUAUACAUGGCAGAAACAAUCAGAUUUAAAGAUUUUCAUUCCUUGCGAAUCAAAUGUCAAUGAGAAAACUGCACUAAUUUUUUAUGGCAAUGCACUAAACAAAAUCUGAGUUUGCUCAGAGCAUUUAUAUUUAUAUAUAUAUACAUAUAUAAAUAUAUAAAAAGAAUAAACUACCAUUAUUUAAAUUGCCUUUGGGAUUUACCCCCUCCCAUCAUGUCAUAUUCUCAUUAUUGGACUGUGCCAUUGGCUUGUUUUGAUAUAAUAUAAUGGAUUGCACAACAGUGCAUUUACAUUGUCCUUUUCAGAAUACCAGUUACCACUAAAGUAAAACGACAGAGAGUGCCUCUCAAGGUGAAAUCAAUCAAGUGGCAGAAGUGUGCAGAAAUUUCACUUAAAAAAAAAACAGUCAAAUGUGAAUCGGCUUUCUCCAAAUGGUAUUGGCUGAUUUCCUAUUUAGAACCAGCUAAAAUAUGCUGUUUGUGUCCUUUGGAAGAAAUCUGGUUUAUUUGAGGGAAGCUGGAUGAAGCCCAGUGUGUGUGCAAUGAGAAAGUGAUACUCUGUGUGGUAUGAGACUUCUUCCUAUUUUCAAUCAGGUGAAACAACUUGACUUUUUUUUUUUAAGAAAAGGAAAGAUGCGGGAGGCACAGCCCGACUAUCUCAUUGUUUGUACCAUUUCGCCUUUUAGCUCCCUUUAAUCUUUAUCCUUUUCUGUGACUUGAAUUUUAUUUUCAGUUAUUAUUAUAAUUAUAAUAUAUAUAUAUAUAUUCUAUAAUAACUGUAUUUUUAACUGUGAAAUUGAAUUAUGUUACAUAUCUUAGGUUUUACUGUGUUGGGUUUUCUUUUUUAGAGUGCAUUUUCAGGGAAACAAGUUACUCAAACUUCAUUGGACUGAGGAGAGGAAGCUGCAGAAUCUUACCUUGCUGCUUCUGUAACUCAUUCAACAACAUUCAUGAAAAUUGUUCAUGUAGUGAUUGUUUCCUGUGUAUGAUCUGGAACUCUGUGGGGCUAGUAGGAAGUUGUGCACAAUCCACAAGUGUAAUUUCUGGAGGCAGCCAUCUUCUCUUUACUUGUUAAAACAAUUGAUGCGUUUUUGCAAGGGAGGAGUUGCAGUGACUUCUGCACUGAAAGCAAAAUCAUUUUAUACCUAACCAAACAGUUGAAGUUCUCAUGAUCUGAGAAGUAACAUCUUAACACAAAUCAUCUCAUGCCACGCAUCAGUGUGGAACAUGUUGAAUCUAUAGUCUUGGUAAAGUAACUCACUAUGCAAAAAGUUUACACUUCCUAGCAUGGUGGGUUUCACUGCUGCAUAUACUAUCAUUCCCAUGCACAUGCAAUCAUAUAUUUCAUUUUACAUAUAUGUAUUUUAUCAGUUCUGGCCAGGCUGCUACCUGUGGACCUAAAAUUGGACCUGAACAGCCUGCAGUUCAGCACCUGAUCAUAUGGGCAUUUCUACCAAAUUACAGGCAUGAAUGUAGUCAGCUUCUAUAUUACAAGUAAUUCUUGGCUCCCUUUUUAAACAAGAGUGGCAUAUUUAUUUGUUAAUUGCUCCCAUCCUGAGUUAGCUUUCUGUACUUCCAAUGUUUAACAUCUAACUGGCAACGAACACUCCAAAAACUUGGCAUAUUAGAUGCUACUUACAAAUAGAGCCUAGAAUGUAGAAUUGAGAGGGAGAUAUGAUAAACCUUCUGGUGUAUUCAUAAUGAAUCGAUUUAUAAUUUGCUAGGUUCAGUUUUCUUGAACAAAUUAUGUGUGCUUGGUUUUCAGUUUCAUUAAUAUUGUGUAUAAAUAUCUAGUUGAGCAAUACAAGAAGAUACACAACUCUACUUUUACCAUCAAGUUUCUUCUGCCGGAAUCCUAUUAAUUUGAGAACAGAACUCUGGGAGUAUUGGUUCUUAAUACAUGAAUUUCAAAUUACUACAUAUAGAAAUUUUAUUCCUAUUUAUGUUUCUCUUUGUAUUCGGUAUGCUUGUAAAUCCAAAAGAUCAGAACACUUAUUGUGUUGAAGUAUAAUCCAUAUGAUUUUAUUGGGCAGGUUUAUUAUCAACAUCCCCAGCAAGAUUGAUAGGCACUGUAUUGAAUUCUUAAAACAUUUCUUUAUAUUGACUAUGAAGUCCUUUUAGGAAAGUUUGCCAUUCAGUACAUUGGCAAUACUGUAUGUAGCUGGUACUGUAUAAGAUUAACUUCUUUCUGAUCUGGGAAUAUGUAUCCAAAAGUCGGCAUUGAUAGAGUUCUACUAAAUAAUCUAACUACCCAACUAAGGGAUGGCACAGAAACCUGCGUAUCUUAUUAGUUAAUGUUCUGGGAAACUAAUGCAGACACUGUCCUUAACCUAAUUUUAGAUUUUUCUUCAAUUCUACACAAUUCUCCUAAAACCAAAUACUUCAGUAGUGAAUUCUACACUAAACCAUGCAAUGAAGAUGAGCCCUUGGUGCAACAGCAGAGGGAUUUUUAUUUUUUAACAAGUUCCUUACAAGUUUCUGAACUACACUCUAUCAUGGCUUUACCUCAAAUUGUCAUAUUGGUAUUAGGAAGAUUGUGUUAAGUUGAUGUGUCACAGGAAUGGUAUAGCAGAGGCCCCUGGUGAAAAAAUGUCACAAAGCUAGCUUUGACGUACUUUGUUCAGAGAUUUGACCUCCCAGUCAUGCCUACCCUUCACUCAAAGCCUUUUUUAAAAAAGGAUAACACAUCUGUCAUAUGAAAUAGAAUAAGUGGGAGAGCCUUUGUAGAAAUACUUUAUAUUGAGUCUUAGGAUUUAACCGCCAUGGUAUUAUAUACCCAAUUUUACUAAGGAUUUUUAUUUGCCUAUUAUAUAGGUUUCUAUUUGUCUGGCCUUACUUCACGUUUGAUAAUCUGGUGCCCUUUUUGCCCUAUAAUGCUAGACAGUGUAAGAAAUUAUAGCAGUAUUUAAUAUGUGCCUUACUAAAAUGGUGGGUACAUAACACCUUGGUGGGUGCUUCCGCUCUUGAUUUCUUUUUUUCACCAGAUUUUUAAAAGGCUUUUUUAAAAGAUGGCUGCUCCAAAAUGCUUCAGAGGCAUAUUGUAUCAUUCACAGGCAACAUUUAUGAACAUGCCAUUUGGAUGUUUCUACUGUGUAUUCUCCCAACCCAGUAAAAUCACUUGGUUUAUGAUGUCUACACACGAAAAUCACAGUUUGAAAAGUUAAACCUCUUAGAGUUCUUAUGAAACAAAGGCUGACAAUGGACUGCUCAUAUUUAAGAGGGGAAUUACAAUAGUGAAUAGGGAAGUAUGAACUGAGUUUGAAAUGCGACAUGGGAAAUGUACUUUGCAUCUACCAGCAUAUGAAGAUCUUGCCAGGGAUAGGGGUAUGUAUACUUGGCGUGUGUCAGUGAGUGUAUGUGUCUGCGUGUGUGUUGUUUCAAAACUGCCUUGUAAAUAUUGUAUCUGUUUAAAAUUUGGGAAAUGGAGAGGUUUGCAACAUAUUGCAUUAAAAAGACAGUAUUGACAGUGGAGAAAAGCUGAAAAAUAAAAUAAAUCUUUUUUC